Molecule: messenger RNA, 3933 nt
Organism: Dendronephthya gigantea
Lineage: Eukaryota; Metazoa; Cnidaria; Anthozoa; Malacalcyonacea; Nephtheidae
Product: serine/threonine-protein kinase DCLK1-like
Exons: 2
Coding region: 473-2578 (701 amino acids)
Biological process (GO): protein phosphorylation; intracellular signal transduction
Molecular function (GO): protein kinase activity; ATP binding
Source: RefSeq, a predicted model, not a curated record
AUAAAUUUAUAUAUAAACGUGCGAAAAAAAUUUCGGUUUUGUUUAAAUUCAUAAAGCGAAGCUUUAUUUGCAACAUUUGAGAGAACUUCCUGAUAUAUAGCUGAACUAAAAAACAACUUCACGUCAACGUUUUGGACAGAGGUUAUUCAUACUAGCCUCUUCAAAUUGCUUGCUUGUCUGGCGAACUUGUGAAUAUUUUGGAUUGCCUUGUCGGUGAGGAAGAAUUACGUGGGGUCUGCCGGAUAUAGUGAUAUCCUGUGAGUUGUAUGAAACGUUUCCCACGUUUAGACUCGUAUUUAUAAUAUCUUCGUGGACGAUCCAUAUAAAGAAUCCCAGCAGGCUAUAUAUCCCAUCAUAGCCAUCUAAUACAUGGACAAACUUUAGCAAGAGUCACACUGUAAUGUAAACAAUAUCAUAUGGCUUAUUAAUAACUCGUGAUAUACCAAAGGUUUAUUUUUAUUACGGAAUUUAUAUGUAUAAUAUGGCUAUACGAGCAGCCAAAAAUGUGGUUCCAAAAGUAGUGACUUUUUAUAAAAACGGAGACAAGUUUUUUAGAGGCUAUAAACUAGCUAUUACUCCUCAGAAGUAUCGUAAUAUGGAAACGUUGCUGAAUGAUCUUACAAGGUUGUUAAACCUACCGCUCGGAGCAAGAUAUGUACUCACAAAAACUGGAAAAGCUGUGGAAAAUUUACAAGAAUUCGAAAGUGGCCAGGGAUACAUCUGUUCGUCAUUUCCCAAACUUAAGAAUUUAAGAUAUGGUGUCGGUGACAAUCUUCCAUAUUGGAAUUCUUCGAAGCAUGUUAACAAAGACAAAGCGACACAAUCGACUAAAUAUUACACAACCUCUAAAGGUUCGACAGAGCAGACAUCACCCAGGAAACGAUCUGAUACUAUCAAACCUAGAAUAAUAACAGUGAUUCGGUAUGGGCAUAAGCCUAGAAGAAGUGCAAAGGUUUUAUUGAACAAACGAACCGCCCAGACCUUCGACCAAGUGUUAGACGAGGUGACUUUGGCCAUUGGUGUAUGGGGAACUAAUGGUGUUCGACGUUUGUAUGAUCUGACUGGCAAGCGUUUGACUGAGCUCUCUGAUCUUUUUAAGCAAGAUGAUUGUUUUAUUGCUGUUGGAAAUGAAAAAUUUAAUGUUUCUGACUUAGAAGACUUAAUUCAGGGUGUUAAGGUGAAUGGAUCGCAGAAAAUAAGAUUACCAUCAAUCAACAGCACAGAUGAAAGUGAUGUCAGUCCGUCCACCCACCACAGACCUUCCCCACGCAAUCCCCAAUCUAAGAAUUCUGUGAAACUGCCCACAAUUAGAAGGAAGAGCGAAAAUGAUAGUAACACGAGUUCUCUGAAUUCUACCCAGGGACUUAAGGAAAAUAUUGUGAACAAACAGACUGUGCAAAAGUGUACACCUAAGAAUGGAAAGAAAAACUGCUCUCAGAAUGAAGAUCAGAGCAUUGGUAAAAAUAACCAAAGUUUGAAAGAUACAAAUAUCAAAAGUAGUUCUGAGAAAAAAGGUAAUAUUUCCCAAGGAGAGACACUAAGUUCACCUGAAGAUACAAGCCAUGGGUUAGCAUUUAAUCGAGGACAAAAAAGUGAAUCUAGAAAAAAAAUUGAUAACAUAGAACUUAUUUAUUCAGUAGGAGAAAAAAUUGGUGAUGGUAAUUUUGCAGUCGUUAGGAUUGGUACAAACAAGGAAACUAAACAAAAACAUGCAUUAAAAAUUAUUGACAGAAAGAAAAUAGUAGGGAAAGAGAACAUGCUGAAGGAUGAAAUAAGAAUCAUGAAAGCAUGUAGCCAUGGUAAUAUUGUUAAAUUGUAUGAUACCAUUGAUACAGAGUUUGAUGUUUACUUGGUAAUGGAACUCAUUACUGGCGGAGAUCUAUUUGAUGAAAUAUCUAAUGCUGUAAAGUUUGAGGAACCAAUUGCAAGCUCAUUUGCGCAAGAUAUUGCGAAUGCACUAGAAUAUCUUCACAAGCAGAAUAUUGUUCAUAGAGAUUUGAAGCCAGAGAAUUUAUUGGUUCAUAUUUCAUCAAAUGGAAAGAAGCACUUGAAACUGGCUGAUUUUGGUUUAGCCGUGGAGGUUAGGGUACCUCUAUUUACAGUGUGUGGCACGCCGACCUACGUUGCCCCAGAGAUAUUAGAAGAGACUGGGUACGGUCUCAAAGUUGAUGUCUGGGCUGCUGGAGUUAUUAUCUACAUCAUGUUAUGUGGCUUCCCCCCGUUCCGCAGUCCUAAUAAAGACCAGGACGAGUUGUUCGAUCUAAUUAUUGCCGGGGAUUACGAGUUCCUACCUCCCUACUGGGACGAUGUUUCCCAAGAUGCCAAAGAUUUAGUUAGUAAACUACUGGUAAUCGAUACCAAACAGAGAUUUACAGCACAGGAAAUUCUUAAUCAUCACUGGAUUCAAGAUCACCAGAAAGAAAGCAUUGAUGAAGAGGUUUCUUUUUCCGACCGCGAGUUUAAUGCAAGACGGAAGUUCAAAGGUGCUGCCAUUGCCAUAGCGAGCUCAAAUCGACUACAGAAUAUCGUACAGUUUCAGUUUAAACGGGGGGAAAAGUUGCUAGAGCAACGUUCUUAAUUUCUAAAGGCCUACUAAAGCUUUAUUUAAACUAAAUUUACGCUAAAAUUAAAAGCCUCCGGCUCAGUCGGCUCAGUUUCAUAAAACGGGGGGAGAAGAUAAAAAUGCAGGUGAAGAUUUUUUACUGUAGAUUUCUACUAAUAUUGGCGAUGUCUGUAGAGUAAUCAUUCCAUGGCUAACUUACACGAAUCAAAUUGUAUCAAAUUAGGUUCAGUCAGUGUUAGGACUUUGUUGGGAUUAUACUCGUAAUUUCCCCGACGAAGAAUUCACUUACCAGAGAUCAGCUAUAUAUGGUGUAAUAUUUAUCUUUUUUAAGAGUUUUAGUGAGCGGAAAGGCAUCUCAACAAUAUAAAAAUGUCAUGGGAGUUUUAAAUUUAUGCUGAUUAUGCAUUUAAAUCACGACGUGUAUAGUUGAGUCACAUAAAAAAGGCAAUUUACGUGCAAAUAACUCACUACAGCUGAAAAAGUUGGUUACGAAAUGUUGUAAAAUAAGGAAGAUAUAGCCUUGCAAAGUUUGCAAACAUUGUUUAUACUUUUGUGCUUCGCACGGAAAUUGUUACCAUUUUCGGCCUGAAUGCAUUGUGGUAUUAAUUUCCGGGCGUAAUACAAAAGUACACAAAAUUUGCAAACUUUGCAAGGCUAUAUUUUCCGCAUAUUUCAACAUUUCGUAACCAAGCUUUGCAUUUUUACUAAUUUUAAUACGCUCUUUUUAGCUGUGGUGAAUCAGUUGCACUUCCUAUUUUGGAUCAAAACGUACUAGUCUAAAAUGCAAAAGUAUCUAAUCUUCACGCAUGCGUGGGCAUUAAUAUAUAAAAAGGCAUUCAUAUCAUGUACUCUUAAAUCUUAAGUUAAUUUGCCGCCUUUGUUUAAAAUUUCAAAUCCAACCGGUUAAUAACAUUGGACAAUGUAAGCAUGCAAUGAAAACGUUUUCUUACACAGACACUGCUAAAGUAUAUAUGUAGCUGGCUUGAUACACUCUGUAGUGUACACGUUAUGCUGAUUGUAUCAGUAUUUUAAAAUGUAUUACUAGUCUGAAAACAUUUUAUCGUAUUAUGAUCCUUGCACUCUAUAUUAGAGCAAAAUAAAUAAUAUAUGAUACGUCAUAGUGGACAAUAUCAUUCAUGUACGUAAUUUUCAGCUUGCCCGGUUGGUUACUCGGAGUAUAAUAUGAUAACAAUAAUCAAUAUGCACCAUCGCUUUGACAUAAUAUCAUAGCUUAAGAUAGAUUCCCAGAAUGUCAAAGCACAAAUAAAAAAAGUGGUAAGAGAUAUUUCGCAAAGGAUUUAAAAUCACUUUACGAUUGAUAAAGUUCACCAAUAUUGUUAUUUCAAUAACAAACAGAACAGAAAAAACAA